Messenger RNA from Lolium perenne, 1536 nucleotides. Its product is annotated as serpin-ZX-like. Gene Ontology annotation, molecular function: serine-type endopeptidase inhibitor activity. NCBI's taxonomy places the organism in Eukaryota, Viridiplantae, Streptophyta, Magnoliopsida, Poales, Poaceae. The record is from RefSeq and is a predicted model, not a curated record.
ACAUUUCUUCUCCCACUCGUUAAAUAGCAUUGACAUUUGGAUUCCUCGUUCAUCAUCCCCUCUUCCUUUCAGAUCAACACACAAGUCCGAGGAUCUAUAGAGAAUCUCAAAGUCCAAGAAAGCGAGGAACCGCCGGCCCUGCCAUGGCAGCCGCCGACAUGAAGCGCUCCAUCGCCUACCAGACCAGCUUUGCACUCCGCCUCGCCUCUCACAUAUCCUCCCCCUCGAACGCCGACGGCAACGCCGCCCUGUCUCCGCUCUCCCUCCACGUCGUGCUCGGCUUCCUCGCCGCCGGUGCGGGUGGCGACACCCGCGACCAGCUCGCCACCAUACUUGGAGCAGCGGGUGCAGGCGAGGCCGAGAUCCUCCACGCGCUCUCCGAGCAUGUGGUGCAGAUCGUGCUCGCCGAUGCGUCCGGAGCAGGCGGCCCGCGCGUCGCCUUUGCGAACGGCGUCUUCGUCGACGCUUCGCUGCCGCUCAAGCCGGUCUUCAAGGAGAUAGCUUUGGGGAGGUACAAAGCGGAAACCCACUCCGUCGACUUCCAAACAAAGGCUGCUAUGGUUGCUGGUCAAGUGAACUCGUGGGUAGGUAAAGUAACUUCAGGUCUCAUUAAAGAGAUUCUGCCUGCCGGCUCUGUCGACAGUGACACUAAACUGGUUCUUGCUAAUGCCCUGUAUUUCAAAGGAGGUUGGACUGAGAGGUUUGAUGCGUCUGAGACGAAAGAUGAAAAGUUCUACCUUCUUGAAAAGAGCUCCGUAAAAGCACCAUUCAUGUCUAGUGCAAAAAGGCAGUACAUCUCAUCUUGCGACAACUUCAAGGUGCUUAAGCUUCCUUACCAGCAAGGUGGGGACAAGAGGCAGUUCUCCAUGUAUAUACUUCUUCCAGAAGCACGAGAUGGUAUCUGGAGCUUGGUAACAAAUUUAACCUCCGAGCCAGAGUUCCUAGAGAAUCAUAUCCCAAAGGGAAAGGUUCCAGUCGGGCACUUCAAACUCCCAAAGUUCAAGAUAUCAUUUGAAUUUGAAGCAUCGAAAUUGCUCAAAGGUUGGGGGCUACAGCUUCCAUUUAGCGCGGGAGCAGAUCUUUCUGAAAUGGCGGAUUCACCGUUGUGUGUCUCUUCCAUUUUCCACAAGUCUUUUGUUGAAGUGAAUGAAGAAGGAACCGAGGCUGCAGCGGCAAGUGCUGCAGUGGUCAUGUGCAAGUCCCUGCCUGUAGAGGACUUGCUCUUGCCGGUGGAUUUUGUCGCGGAUCACCCUUUCAUCUUUAUGAUCCGAGAAGACGUGAGUGGUGUGGUGUUGUUCACCGGUCAUGUGCUCAAUCCUGUAAUUGCAGCAUAGUAUGCGUGUUGUGAAUCAGUCCUUGGUGGUUGGUUCAUGUGUGACGACAUCUAUCUAUCACAUAUAGGUUAAGGGUUUCAACAUGCGUUCAUGCUGCCAGUGUAUGACAAUAAAAUGCGAGGAGUAAUAAGCAUGUGCUCAAAUAUUAUAAGUACCGGGAUAUGGACUAUAGCGGCAGCCUACAAAAAAGUUUGGUUUAUAG